Ceutorhynchus assimilis (cabbage seed weevil) is the source of this 1490-nucleotide messenger RNA. The record is from the annotation of a GenBank genome assembly. NCBI's taxonomy places the organism in Eukaryota, Metazoa, Arthropoda, Insecta, Coleoptera, Curculionidae.
CUUUUAGUGCUUUCUUAUAAUUAAGCAGUAGAUAAAUAUAUAAAUACUCGUAUAGGUAAAUAUAAAUUUCAAGCAAUUUUGCUUAUUGUGCUAUUUUGCUUUAAGUAUAGCUAGAGUUGAAGCUUGACAGAAGCAGAAGCAGACGUUAUGAUAGUAUCUGCUUUGAUAUUUAUUUCAACCAUUAUUCCCUCAUUGUUGGGCAACGAAUACGACUUUGAACUUCUUUACCAAUGGAAGCAAAUAGAAUACAAAUUUAACAGUGAAGAAGAGCGUUCAGAAGCAAUACAAAAUGGCACUUUCGAUAUUGGAAAAAUCAUGCCUAUUGAUGCCCAAUACACAUUUAAUCAAUAUACUGACGAGGAGAGAAUUUUCAUAACAGCACCAAGAUUAACAACGGGCGUGCCAGCUACCAUUGGUGUGAUUAUAGAUGAAACUAGAGACGGUAAUCCGGUUAUUGAACCGUAUCCUUCUUGGUCUUGGCACGUAGAGCCAGAAAAAUGCAAAUAUCAUCGAAUAAUCUCAGUGUUUAGAAUAUGGUGGGAUGAAUGUGAUAGACUUUGGAUAUCAGACAUUGGAGUUAUAGGCGACGAUUUUAUAUGUCCACCACAAUUAUUGCUGUUUGAUUUAAAAACGGAUGAACUUCUUCACAAGUAUGAAAUCCCUUACGACCAGUACAACAAUAUAUCCUGGUUCAAUGCUCCAAUGGCGGAAGUUGAGUCCUAUAACAACGAAUGCGAAAAUGCUUGGCUGUAUAUAGCAGACCCUAACGAUUCUAAAUUGUUAGUGUAUAGUCUCAAACAAGACACAUCUUGGAGUAUACAAGAUAAAAGUUUCGAGGCGGAUCCAGAAUAUGUAAACUUUACUAUAGAUGGCGAUUUUUUCAGCUAUGCUGAUGGAAUAGUAAGUGUUGCACUCUCGCCUGCAUCAGACCGCCCAGAAGUUAAAAAACUCUAUUACCAUGCACUGUCAAAUAACAAAGAAUCGUGGGUUUAUGUUAAACAUCUCAAAAAUCGGGAAAAUUUUGAAGUUCCUUAUGGGGCGGCUGAACUUUUUCAUACCUACAAAGGUACAAGAGACCAACAAUCAGUAACAGAAGCCGUAGACCAGGAUGGAUAUCUUUAUUUUUCGCUCCUGAUUGAUGUCUUGUUAGUAAAAUGGGACACAAAUACUCCAUAUAGACAAGAAAAUUGGGAAAUUAUCAAUGAUGAUUAUGAAAGAAUGCAGUUCCCAAGUGGAUUGAAGGUAUUGCCUUAUAGGGGAAAUAAAAACCAUGAAGUUCUUUGGGUUUUUUCAGUUGCAUAUCAAAGAUAUGAAGCUGGAACCUUAUUUGGAAAUCGUACCAACUUUAGAUUAUUUGCCGUGGACUUAUAAAUUAACAAUAACAAUUAGCUUGUAUUUCAUGAAUUAUUUGUGUAUUUAUUUUUGUCUAAAUAAAUUUACUUAUUUGCGAAAUCUCACUAUGUUGUGUUGUGUGUGUAUGUUUCUAUAUU